UGUUCCCUAGCCAGUUAGUAUCUAUAUAAUAAGAGAGAGUAGGAUUGUGUUUGUUUGUGUGUUCGUUUGUUUGUUUGUUCGCAUCAAAACAUGUCAACUUGUGGAUUGCAUACCGGAAAAACGGGAAUGAUUUAGAUCUCCAAACUUUGAACAUAGAUUCUAAAAAUAUCAAUCUCGUGCACCUGGAAGCCCAAAUUUCAAUUUUCCUUCUAGAUUUUUCAGAAUUAAUGUUCAAAUUCAUCUAUGCUACCGUAGGCUACAUUAAGUUUCAUAGCCCAAAGUGUGUCUAUUUAUGAGCAGGUAAAGGUGCGUACAGACUUUCGUUCCGCUCCAAGACCGAACGUCACUCCAGCAGAGCGAUUGAUGAUCGACCGGGGAGCAACAGUGGUUCGAUCGGGGAACGCGAGAAGAGCGUGUAGAACAGAGGUCGCGCUUGGCAAGCUCCUAGGUCGAACGUGGAAUGAACCAAUAGUUGAACAUGCGUGUUCAAUGUUUUUGUUUGUAAUGUUUGUUAAUAUAGCUACGAUCUCUGUGUUAGCAAAUAAAAUUAUAAAAAUUAAUAAUUAAUUAUUAAAUUAAAUAAUAUAAAGUUAUAAAAGCAUUUGUUAUAAUAGGUACCAACAUAUUAGCAUUUAGAAGGAAGAAGCCGAACUCCCAACCAAGCCUUUCACCUUUUGAAACACUGGCAAGAAUUAAAUUUUAUAAUAAAAUAUUAAAAUAAAUGCAAUAAUCAUAAUAUUUAUUAUCAAUUCAUUAUAUAAACAUAUAAUUAAUUAACCUAAUGUACUAUUAGGCUACUCAGCAAUCACCUGGUCAGAUUAUUUUAAUAUUUUUGUCACCCGAUCAGCUGGGUUGAACAUUUCACAUUUUUGAGGUUAGUUCAUUUUUCAAGCGGUCAGUUCGAAAUGGAGUGGAGUGAAGAAGUUCUUUUAAGAAUAAUAGAAUCGUAUGGUGAGAAACCAAUUUUGUGGGAUCCAUCCCACAAGCUUCAUUUUAGAAAGCAAUAUAGGGAAGAUGCUUGGAGAGCAAUAUCAGAGGAGUUUAAUAUUUCAAAAGAAGACAUUAAAAGAAAAAUUCAAAAUCUUCAAUCUUCAUACCGGCGAGAGAAACUAAAAAUUACAAAUAGCAGAAGUACCGGCAAAGGAAGAGAUGAAAUUUAUGUGAGCCGUUGGUUUGCUUACGACGCUUUUAAGUUUCUGGAUAAUAAAUAUAAGCCAAGAAAGGGGCUUACAACGGAGAUGGAAGAGGAUGCUGUUGUUGGAAAUUGUUUAGACAGUGAAAGUAAACAAAAUCAAGUAGAGGAAAGCGAACAGAAUGAAGAGAAAGGAAGCCAACAGGAUGAAGAAAAAGAAAACAAACAGUACAAUACAUCGUUUAAUAAGAAAAAACGUGUGAAGAGUACUGAUUCAAUAAUAAAUGAUGCAUUUAAGAUUCUGAAGACAGCAUCAGAUAAUUUUAACAAAACGCCGCCUUCCGAUGAGAUGGAUUCGUUCUUAUCAUUUGUAAGAACAAAACUGAAAACUUAUCCGAGAGAAACUCAGCUAUCUUUUCAGCAUUCAGUUAUGGAAUUGCUAGUUAAAGCAGAUAAGGAAAUUUUGGACUCUCAAAAAAGAAGAGUAGAAUCUGAGACAUGUGUUCUGCAUUCUAUACAGUCCCCACGUGGUGAUUCCUGGAUAGAAUUCGAAUCCUCAACUGAAGAUGUACUUGAAUGACAAUAUCCAAUAUCAUUACAGUAGGAGAUCUGGCAUAUUUACCUCAAGUAUUUUUGCUUAUCAGUUCUUCUAAUUACAAUAUCAAAAUAGAAAUUCCAUUAAUUUUAUUGAUUGCAAUUUAAAAUAAAGAUUUUUGAGCUUGUAA
Molecule: messenger RNA, 1857 nt
Organism: Nilaparvata lugens (brown planthopper)
Lineage: Eukaryota; Metazoa; Arthropoda; Insecta; Hemiptera; Delphacidae
Exons: 3
Coding region: 906-1712 (268 amino acids)
Source: RefSeq, a predicted model, not a curated record